This is a messenger RNA of Fopius arisanus, 1742 nucleotides long. It is a transcript of the gene Rpn5, whose product is annotated as regulatory particle non-ATPase 5. Bases 127 to 1488 code for a protein of 453 amino acids. Gene Ontology annotation, cellular component: proteasome regulatory particle, lid subcomplex; cytoplasm. NCBI's taxonomy places the organism in Eukaryota, Metazoa, Arthropoda, Insecta, Hymenoptera, Braconidae. The record is from RefSeq and is a predicted model, not a curated record. The transcript has 7 exons.
AGAAAAUUACCAAAAACCGGAGCAGUGUUGAUCAAGAUUUUUUACUGUCAUCCGAUCUCAAAUUGCAUUUACUCUCAUUUUUCAGUUUCUAAAAGUUUUUUUAUAGAUAAAAAUCAGGUCCUCGCAAUGGCAGAAGCUCCAGCAACAGACUCGGGGAGGAUCGUGAAGAUGGAGGUAGAUUACAGUAGUAAUUGUGACACAAAAAUUCCAGAGUGCAAGAAAUUAGCGCAGCAGGGAAAAAUUCAUGAUGCAUUGGAUCACCUUUUGGCACUUGAAAAGCUCACAAGAACGGGAGCGGACAUGAUUUCCACUUCACGGGUGCUGAUAGCAAUCGUGGAGAUUUGCUUCGAGGCAAAAAACUGGGGAGCACUGAACGAACACAUUGUUCUCCUCUCGAAAAGACGUUCUCAGCUAAAACAAGCUGUUACGAAGAUGGUGCAGGAGUGUUGUACCUACAUCGACAAAACACCUAACAGGGAAACAAUGAUUAAGCUCAUUGAGACCCUGAGAACUGUCACAGAAGGAAAGAUCUACGUGGAAGUGGAGCGAGCCCGUUUGACCCAUCGUCUCGCAAAAUUAAAGGAAGAGGAUGGUGACAUCACUGGUGCCAAUUCCAUCAUGCUCGAAUUGCAAGUGGAGACGUACGGUAGCAUGGCCAAGAGGGAGAAGGUCUCUCUCAUCCUCGAACAAAUGCGUCUUUGCAUAGCAAAAUUGGAUUUCGUUCGUACGCAGAUCAUUGCUAAGAAAAUUAAUGUCAAAUUCUUCGAUGAUGAGAACGAUGAGGAGACACAAGUACUGAAAUUAAAAUACUACGACUUGAUGAUGGAGCUUGCUAAACACGAAGGCUGGCACUUGGCACUCUGUCGUCACAAUCGUGCAGUUCUGGAAACUCCUGCUGUCAAAGAAGAUGUCAAGAAACGUCACACUGCACUCUCACGUGCUGUUCUUUAUCUGGUUCUCGCUCCCCAUGAGCCAGAGCAAGCUGACAUGACACACAGACUCUUGGCUGAUAAACUUCUCGAUGAAAUCCCAACAUACAAAGAAUUGCUUCGACUGUUCGUGAAUCCUGAACUUAUCAAGUGGUCAGGUCUUUGCGAAAUUUAUGAGAAGGAUUUAAGAGCUACUGAGGUCUUCACUGCAUCAUCGGAAGAUGGACGUAAAAGAUGGGAAGACCUGAAAAAUCGAGUUGUUGAGCACAAUAUCAGGAUAAUGGCAAAGUAUUACACGAAAAUAACGCUCCAACGAAUGUCGGAGUUGUUAGACCUUGCGGUGGAGGAGACCGAGGCCUGUCUAUGUAAACUCAUUGAAACUGGUGUUAUCAGUGCACGUACGGACAGACCAGCUGGCGUUGUACGUUUCACAGGCACUCAAGAGCCCGCAGCCCUCUUAGACGCCUGGUCAGCCUCGUUAUCACAAUUAAUGGGCCUCGUCAACAACACAACGCACCUCAUUCACCAAGAAGAGAUGCUGGCUGUUGCUCAUUCGUAAAAAUAAUCUUUUAACAAAUUUUUCACAUUUAUUUUUCUCUCUCUCCAUUAUUUCUGUGAGCGUAACCCUUUGUAUUCUGUUUCCAAUAAUUUUUUUUUUUUUUCGUCGAAUGUAAGCGGAAUAAAUGAUGCUCUUUCUUCUCUGCUGCAAACAAAAAAUGCCAGAAGAUUUUUACAUCAAUACUAGAUAUUUAAUGAUUAUUGAGAAUAAAUGAGGAUUAACGUCGAUUACAGAAAUACAAAGUCUAAAUUUUA